ACGGGAAGAAUCACAAGUCAUUAUAGAAGAUUGCAGUCGUAGUACUAAGUAUGUGGACAGCCGCCUCUCCAUGCGAGAGGAAGUGGUCCACCUUCGACCUCAUUCACACAAAGAGGAGAAAUUUGUUGAGCCCGAAGAACUUGUGAAUACUUGUCUUCAUCCAUUAGAACAAGAAGUUGUUGAAGAUAUCGAAGAUGAAGAUCAGGUUUGUUAACACCGAGCGACUGGAGUGGGAGACACUGGAGGACUUGGCUCCCUAUGAUGGCUUCAUGCAAGACGGGGAGUACGACCUGGAGGAAGUGAAGAGGAGGGCCGCGAACUGGUCCAAACCUCAUGGACGUAGUUCGAAGUCGAUCAAAUUUGACAUUCGGGAGCUUGAGGAGGAGAGGGUGGACGACGGGGCAUGGCUCCUUGAUCUUUCUUACCGCCCUCGUUGUCUUACAAAUCAUGACCAUGGGAAGACCGUUGUUGAUGUUGACGACGAAGAGCCUAGCCAUGACCGCGAGGACGAUGACCAGUUGGCUCGAGUGGAACUCAUUGACGGGCGGUUGACUAGGAGGUCUGGAGGUGGUUCAUGUUCUUCCUCCCCGCGCGACCACAUCACGACGCCAGAGGUCCUUGCAUCUGGCGGGCGCUCGGCGGGCACUUCAACCUUGUUGACCGUUGGGGAGGGUAUUCGUUCACGACGUCGGACUUCCACAUUAGGUGGUGCAACUUCGCUGCAGAGGACCACCUCACUCUUGGGAGCACAACUCACCUGUCAUCGGCGACCCACGCUCGAGGAGGAAGGCACCGCUUGUGGGACCACACAGGGGGGGUCGGCGCACGUCCCCGAUAACAGUGAUGUGGUGGAUGCCGAUGAGUUUGUUGGUGCAGACAUGAACGGCCCCAUUGUUGUUGCUUCGGUGGCGGCUGAUGCGGUAAUUGGUGCGCGUGGAGAUGAUCCGGUCGGUGAGUGUGGGGAUGAUCCGGUCAGUGCCACUGCUACGGAUGGUGUUGUUGGUGCAGUCGACGAUGAUGCUGUUGGUGCAGACACGCAGACCGAUGAUGGUCUCAUUGCGAGCGACGAUGUGUUAUCCACUCCGGAUCCGGGGUUGCGAUUGGGGGAGAGAAUCACCUCCCUGUUGCCGCACAUGGCCCUUAUUGCCCCUCGUGGCUCUGCACAAGACUUUUAUAAGCACCUGGCUUCGAUGUCCCCAAUGCGGACUGAUGACGAGUCUAACACCCCUGAUUGGGUCAGAUUCACUGGACCCACCCCGCCCACUCUCCGGUUGAACGAGGACAUUUGGCUGAUCUCUGGGGAGGGCACACAUGCCCAAGUUUACAGGAGGAGGACCCCGCCAAUUCAGGAUGGUGGAACGACCCCGCCACAUGACAUGAAUGCACGACGUGCAACGGUCUCACCGCCCGACAUUGACGAGAGCAAGGUGCACCAAGUGAAGAGUUUGGCGGUGAGAAAGAAGGGAGGGGAGAACAAGGAAAAGGAGGCAGCGGCACCCAAGACGAGAGGGAGAAGAAGGAACGAACGCAAGACUAUCACGCCGCCCGAGACCUUGGAAGAAAAAAGUGUUGUUGCUCGACAGGCGAAGAGGAAGAAGGCUCGACGAGUGCAAAAGAAAGUCACGGCAGCCAAUCGAUCGCCGAAACGCGGACCACGGAAGAAAAGGAAACGUGGGCAAGAGGGCGAUGAAUCCAGUAGCAGCAGCUCUUGGCCUUUCUCGUCUUCGUCCCGAUCAGGGUCGACAACAUCGUCAACUGACACGAGUAGCAGUAAUAAAUGAAAGUGUGUUGUUCAUGUGUGUGUGUGUGUGUGUGUGUGUGUGUGUGUGUGUGUGUGUAUGUGUGUGUGUGUGUGUGUGUGUGUGUGUGUGAGAUAGAGAGAGAGAGAGACUUAUUCCACUUCUUCUUCUUUUUCUUCUUCUUCUUCUUCUUCUUCUUCUUCUUUUUUGUCGUCCUUUUCUUCUCCUCUUCGUCAUCUUCUUUUUCGUCAUCGUCUUCCUAUUCUCCAGUCUCCUUCUUUUAUAAGGUGGCCCAUGUGGGCUAAAAUCU
Messenger RNA from Chara braunii, 2049 nucleotides. The record is from the annotation of a GenBank genome assembly. Lineage: Eukaryota; Viridiplantae; Streptophyta; Charophyceae; Charales; Characeae.